Molecule: messenger RNA, 225 nt
Organism: Lactuca virosa
Lineage: Eukaryota; Viridiplantae; Streptophyta; Magnoliopsida; Asterales; Asteraceae
Source: the annotation of a GenBank genome assembly
AUGACCAUGGUGAAUGGGUUGAAUGAGGAGGAAAAUUUUACAAGAGCUGAGUUUAGAUAUGGGAAAAAAGGAGAGGUGGUGGUGGACCAUGUCAAUGUAGAUAUGGUGGUUGUGGUGGAUUUCAGUGAUGUUUUCCCAAUCCAUAUUAUUCAUCAUCAUACAUACACUUAUCACGAAUUCGCAUCGGCAAGGUUCCCAAGGUGUUUUGAGUCUGCACUGGUGUGA